Messenger RNA from Plasmodium reichenowi, 6378 nucleotides. RefSeq lists its product as hypothetical. The coding region runs from base 1 to 6378 and encodes 2125 amino acids. The record is from RefSeq and is a predicted model, not a curated record. The transcript is spliced from 2 exons. Lineage: Eukaryota; Apicomplexa; Aconoidasida; Haemosporida; Plasmodiidae.
AUGAUAUAUAUUUUCCUUUUUAUUAUUUUCCUAAAUGUGUACCAUAAUAUAAUUUGUCAAUUUUGUUUUUUAAAAAAAAGGAAAAGUGUUCAUAAUUUAUUGUUAUCUAUAUGUCCUACUGGAAAUAAUUAUAAACGAUUUAAUAUAUACAAGAGAAGUACCAUAAAUUAUGAUAAUAAAAGAAAAAAUAUAUAUUUACUACUCCCAAAUAAUAAUACAAAAUUUCGAAUUAUUAAAAAUGGAAAUUACGGUAUAUUAAAUAAAUGUACAUAUUCAAGAAGAUGGAACUUGAAUGAUUUUUUGUAUAACUAUAUAAACAUUUUAAAAUAUAAAAAGAACAUAAAAAUAGGAAGAUUAUUAAAAUGUAUAGGGUAUCAAAAUGAAUAUGUAUAUAAGAAAAAAAAAAAGAAAAAAAAGAUACGCUUAUUUUAUAUUUUAAAUAAAAUAAGUCUAAUUAAUUUAAAGAAAAGCAUAAGAUAUAAAAAUAAUUACAAUUAUAAUAAUAUUAAUAUAUAUAAUAGUAACAACAAGUUGUGUUAUAUUCCUAUUAAUCAUUUCAAUAGAUUGAAUAAAGAACCUUUUUGUUAUAAUAACACAGAGGCAAAUAUAUAUAACAGGUCCAAGAAACUAUUUAAGAAUGUUUUAUAUUAUUUUCAUACUUUAGAUGAAAUAAAAAAUGCACACCAAAAAAAGAGAAACCUUUUUUGUCUUUUUAAUAAUUACCUAAAGGAAGAAGAAAAUCUAUGUAAUAAUUCAAUCCUCAUUUAUAAUAUUUUUAAAUCUAGUCAAAUUUAUAAUUACGCUUAUAAUGAAAGUAUUAAGAAAAUAUUAAAAGAAAUAAUUUUUUUAUUUCACAAAAUAAAAAAAAAUUAUUUUAUUAAGACAAACCAUAAUAAAAAUAUAUAUGAACAUAUAGAUGUAUUAGAAAAAGACGUAUACUCUAAUGAUAAAAUGUUGUAUAGGGGAAGAGAAAAUAUAAAUAAAAUUUUAAGUGAAGAUGAUUGUUUAUUAAAAGAUCAAAAUUUGGAUUUUUAUAGAAACUUAUCUAAUGAUGAAAAUCAUAUACCACUAAGAAAUAAAAAAUUAAGUGAUAGCCAAAAUGUUAGGGAUAAAAAAAAUAUUAGAGAUAACCAAAAUGUUAGGGAUAACCAAAAUGUUAGGGAUAACCAAAAUGUUAAGGAUAACCAAAAUGUUAAGGAUAACCAAAAUGUUAGGGAUAACCAAAAUGUUAGAGAUAAUAACAAUUUUAAUAUUCUUGUAAAAAACAUUUUGAGACCAACACAUUUAAUAUUCAUCAAAGAUUGGAUAGAUAAAUUUACGAAAUAUAUGUUUCAGGAAAAUAUUUCUUUUACAGAUCUUAUAAGUAAUAAUAUAUUAAUAAAAAGUGAUUAUAUUUUUCAGGAAAAAUUUCUUCUUUUUUUUCAUGUACAAUGCUUACAUUUUCUUUACACCAAAAGAAACGAAGAUAUAAAAAAGGAUGUAGGAAGUAUAAAUAAUGAAAAGACAUGUGAUGAAGAAAAAAGAAAUAAAUAUGAUAUGAUAAAAUAUAAUAGUCAUAAUAAUUAUGAUAAUAUUAUAAUAUAUUUAUAUAAGGAGAAUAAUAAUAUGGAAGAAUUUUAUGAAUACCUAAAAAAUAUUUAUGGAGAAGAAAAAAUUUGUUUUUUUAACUAUGAAAAAUAUAUAAAUAAUGAUAAGAGUUUCUUUAUAAUAUUAUUGUCUUAUGAAGAAUUAUUUAAUAUAUAUCGCUAUAGUAAUAAUACAUCAUAUAAUGUGUUUCAAGAAUACAUGAGAAGUAAAAGUAGGAAUACACAAGAUAAUAUUAGAAUGUAUAAAAUAUUAUGUUAUUUAUGGAAUAACUCAUCCAAAGAUAGUAAUAUACAAAGAGAUGAUACAUUAAAUAAUAUAAUCCAAACAUACCAAUUUAAAAUGUUCUUACACGAAUUUAAUAUAAUUUAUAAUUAUAAAAAAAGCAUAAUAGAAAAAAAUUUAUAUGAACAUUUAUUCUGCUUAAUACCAAUAAAUAAUGGAAAAAGGAUAACGUUUUAUUUUUUAUCGAAUACACAUUUUAAUGAAACCAUAUUUUAUAUAUGGAUAGAUAAUAUAUAUGAAAAAACUAAAAAGCUUUGUUCAUUAGAUUGGACUAAUGAAAACACAGAAGAAACAAAAAAGAAAUUCUUCAUAUUACAUAAUAAAGGAAUUCUACAACUCAACAAAAAUAAUCAACAUUGUAGUAAUUUAAAGUACUCGUUAAAUUUUAUAAAUCAAGAAAAUACACACAAAAAAAAACAAGACGAUGUUCUUAUAAAUAUAGUUAAAAAAAAAAAAAAAAAUGUAAGUAAAAAUGAUAAAUUAAUUAAUGAGUACAUGGUAUUAUUUAAUAAUAUUAGAAAAGAAAUUAUUAUAAAUUAUUUAAAACAAAAUAAUUUAUAUAACAUUAAUAAAUUGAAAAGGAAAGAUAAAAAAAUGAAAAGAAUAUUUAAUAUAGCAAAAAGGAUUCUCAAUAAAAGAAAAAAAAAAAAAAAAAAAAAAAAAAAAAAUAUAUAUAUAUAUAAAACUCAUAUUAAAAAUAAUCCUUUGCAUAUAUCUGAUUAUAUUAGUUUCAUUAUUAAUAAAGACAAGAAAGGAAAUAUUUUAUUAUCAAAAAAUAUUAUUAGUCCUUCAUAUAUAGAAAAAGAAGAAAAUUUACAAAUACAUGAUAAAAUUAAAUUAUUAUCUAACACUUUAAACAUUUGUUAUGAUAAUAAUUAUAUACAAACCUUAUCAAAAGAACAAUUUAAUAAUAAUUUUUCUCAUACAAAUAUGUUACAUAACUUAAGAUAUUCUAAUACAAAUGUAAUAAAUAAAAAUCAGAAUUUCUUGAAAAAUAACAACUCAUGUUUAUCCUUUACAUGUGAAGAUAAAAAUUGUACAAAGAAGAAAGUAAAUGAUAAUAUAUGUAUCCAAAAAAAGGAUGAUAUAUCAUUAAGUACACAAAAUGAGAAGAAUAAUUCUCAUUAUUUAAGUAAAUACUUUUUUUUAUUAAAUAAAAAAAAUAUUUCAAAUCAAAAUACGUUUGGAAGUAUUGAAAAGUUAGAUAUAUAUCCUUGCAUUUAUUAUAUAUUUAAUGAAAAAAUAUAUUUCUUAAAAUUUUCUAAAGAAUUAUAUGAACACUUAUCUGUAUUAGAUGAAUUUUCAAAAAAACGUAUGGAUGAUAUUAUACAAAAAUUUCAGGGGAAAAUAAAUAUUACUCAAAAUAUGUAUAUAUAUUUAAAUAAAGGAAUCUAUUUAAUUAAUGAUAACAUAAAUAGAUAUUAUGAAAGAUUUAUUAAAGAAUUAUUAAAAAAAAACAUAAUAAAAAUUAUUUUAUCAUCUGUUGAUAUAUCAUCGGGUGGGUAUAACGUAAAAAGUGUAUUUAUAGAAGAUGUACAUAUACAAGACAAAAAUUAUAUAUAUGAGUAUAAUAAUAUAAUAGAUAAUAUAAAUAAAUUACAUAAGGAUAUAUAUAUAUAUAACAAUUCAUCCAAAAACAACAACAACAACAACAAUAAUAAUAAUAAUAAUAAUAAUAAUAGUAGUAGUAGUAGUAGUUGUAGUAGUAGUAGUAGUUGUAGUAGUAGUAGUAAAAACACGUUUGUAGAACAUAAUAAGAAUGAUACAUAUUUAUCUUAUGUUAACGAACCAGAUGAUAUAUACAGACUACAUUUUAUAAAAUAUUUUAUGUUUUUAAAUAUUCGAAAUAUCUUUAAGAAAUACACAUUGUCGAACAAUCAUUUAUUAAAUUUGACAAGAAAUACAACCAAUAUUUUUUUAAUUCCUAAAAAGUAUGAAGAUAUACAAAUAAUGCUAAAUAUACUUAAUGAUAAUUAUUUCAAUUUUUCAAAUAUGCAUAAUAAUAAUAUUGCAGAUUUUUAUUUUAAUUUAUAUUAUAAUAGUAUACACAAAAGUAUUAAUAUAAAAUUGUCUGUAACAAAAAAGGAUAAUUUAGUAAGUGUAAACAGUUUUUCAAAUAAUAAAAAUAAUAAUUUGGAUAUCAAUACUGAAAAUAUAUAUAAACAAAAUAAUAUAUUAAAAGAAGAAAAGAAAAAUAAUUAUGUAGAUUAUACAAAUAAUUCUAUUCAAUAUGAUAAAAUUAGAGAUGAUAUGUAUUAUAAUAAUAAUAAUAAUAAUAAUUUAUUUAAAAUAAAAAAUUUGUUUUUCCUUAAAUCCUUUUUUAUCCAUAUUGAUAAUAAUGUAGACAUUUUACCACCUAUCGUGCAUUUUUCAAAUUUACUAAAAUUUUGUAAAAAUAUUCAUAGUAUAUAUAAAUACAGACAAACUAAUGAAUAUGUAUUUAUAAAGAAUUCUGUAAAUAUAUAUAAUAAUGUAUGUUAUUCCUUAAACUAUUUUGACUUUUUAUAUUAUUAUAUAAAUAACAAAAAUAAAUUAGAAAAUAUAGACAAUGUAUUGAAAAAUCACUUUGUCAAUUUUUUUUUAUUAAAAAGAAAACAAUAUGAAAAAAAAUUCAUAAAACAUAAUAAAGAAUUGAAAUUAAAUUAUUAUCAAAAUAAAAUAAAAAAGCUGAAGAAAUAUUUUGAUGAACAAUAUUUAUAUAUGUAUUAUAAUACUUAUAAUAAUUAUAAUAAAAAGAAGAAAAAAUUAAAUGACAUUAUGAUCAUGUUAUAUAAAGAAAAAUAUUAUAGGCUUCAUAAAUAUAUAACAAAGAAUUAUAAAAAUAAAGUAUUCAAUACAAUAGAUCGUAAUAAAUGUAUUAUUUUAGAUAUAUAUAAAGAUAAACAAAAUUUCUUAAAUGAUAAAUUUAUAUGCUUGAAUAAUAUAAAUGAAUUAAUAGUAUGUAACAUAUAUUUUUUUUUGAACAUAUAUGAAAAUUCAAAAGGAAAAAAUAAAAAAAAUAAAAAAAAUAAAAAAAAUAAAAAAAAUUACAAAAAUAAUGUAAAUAAUAAAAGUAACGAUUUUCUUUUCUUUUCUAACAAUAUAAUAAAUAAAAACUUUAAUUAUUUUGAUUAUUUAUUCAAAGAAAGACAAAUAAUUACAUAUAACAUUUAUUUAAAACACUAUGAUUUUUUAUUUGAUAUAUAUAACAAAGGAGAUCAUAUAUCUACCAUUAGGAAAAUUAAAAGAAACAUUUCUAAAUUUUCUAUUAACAAAAUUAGGAUAAAUCAUAUGAAUGAUAUGAAUGAUAUGAAUGAUAUAAAUAAUUCAAAACAAAUAUCUAAAUAUAUAAAUAUCAAUAAAAUAUUUUCCAAUUCGUAUCAUCAAGAAGGUAUAUACACAUUAUAUAAUAAUGUUCUGCUAUUUUUAAAAAAAUUAGAUAAUAUGAAAAAAAAGUUAUAUGAUCAAUAUUUUGAAAAAAAAAAAUAUUUAUUAUUACAAAAAAGAAAAGAAAAUAGGAAUUAUUUUAUACAUAAUUUUAUCACAGGAAAUGAACAAGACAACAACUUGUAUGACAAUAAUAUCGAUAAUUGUAAUAUUAUUAAUAUGAACAUCAACAGAGAAGAUGUAGGUAACAAAAAAAAUAAUGUACUCUCAUCACAUUUUUUAUCAAAGGAAUAUUAUAAUAAUAACCAUAAAGAAAUAAAAAAAAAUUUAUAUGAUCAUCAUAAUAGUCCUAAUAAUAAACCUACUUAUGAAAUCGUAAAAAAUGAAGAAAUAUCAAAAUGUGAUGUAAGAAAUGAUAUUAAUAAUAAUAUAAAUAAAAAAAUAUUAAGUUUUAAAAAAAUGGAACUGUUAAAUAAGUACAAGAAAAAAAAAAAUACCGGGAAUAGAAAUAAUUAUAUAAAUGAAUUAAAUAAAAUAAAUCGAAUUUUUGGAAAUAAAUAUCAUACAUUUAAUAAAGAAUUUCAAAACAUAUUUCAUUUUUUAUAUAACAUAAAUAUGUUAGAUUAUUUACAAAAUUAUAUUAACCCUUAUAUAAAAAAUUCUUUGUGGCUUUAUAUUAUAACCUUAUAUGUUAAACACUCUUAUUCUUUAAAUAAAAACCAAUUCCUUUUACAACCUGAAUUUCUCAUAAUUAUUUUUUACAUAUCUUUCUAUGAACAUGAAAAUAAUAACUAUUUGAACAAUUAUUCACAUUCUUUUGAAAUACCAAAGGAUUCCUUCUUACAGCACAUUGUUACUGAUAUUUUUGUGUAUAAAGAAUUAUUACAAUCUCUUCAAAAUAGGUUUAAAGUACAUAUAGCUAUUCCAUUCAAUUUGUCAGACAUAUUGCAAGUGUUGGACAGUUUAAGGAAAUUAAGAAGAAAAGAUUUUGGGAAAAUAAAUGAAAAUAUAAUAUCAAAAUUGACGAAUUUAAGUGUAAUAUUACACAGUGCAUCUCUUUAUGUUGAUAAAGAAAUAAAUGAAACAAUUUUUGAGUAUAUUGGAUAUAUUAAUAUGUUAAAAGGAUAUAAACAGAUUGAAUAA